Messenger RNA from Thamnophis elegans (Western terrestrial garter snake), 6739 nucleotides. RefSeq names its product zinc finger and BTB domain containing 14 (gene ZBTB14). Gene Ontology annotation, cellular component: nucleus. The record is from RefSeq and is a predicted model, not a curated record. Lineage: Eukaryota; Metazoa; Chordata; Lepidosauria; Squamata; Natricidae. Bases 2363 to 3919 code for a protein of 518 amino acids. Gene Ontology annotation, molecular function: DNA-binding transcription factor activity, RNA polymerase II-specific; protein binding; RNA polymerase II cis-regulatory region sequence-specific DNA binding. The transcript is spliced from 3 exons. Gene Ontology annotation, biological process: regulation of transcription by RNA polymerase II.
GCUGGGGAGCGCGAGCGAGGGCGCGAGCUCUGCCGCGAGAUUUAGCGGCUGAGGGUGGGGGGCGAGGGAAGGGGUUGGAACGGAAGGCUGUUUGCUUCGCUCCCGCGCGCGCGGGUCUUUGGCCUGGGCUCCGCCUCCUUGGUGAAGGGAAGGGAAGGAUGGGGGAGUCGCGCGUGAGGGGAUCUGUGCACUUCGCUUAGCUGCAGCCCCGUCUCAGCGGGGCACAGUCGUGAGGCCUGCACGGGCACUAGCACGCAUGCACCGAGUAUGCACCGUGCACGUUUCUUACAUGGUUACUCGCACGGAGCCGCCAAUACUAUUUUUUUCUUCUUUUUUGCCUACAAAACGUGCACGUUAGAAUCGCAUGCUCUUUUUCUACGUUUAACUCAGUACGGGGGGACUAGCUUGGAAAUCGGCGUCGUUUUCCUGGUAGUCAUUUUGAUCUCCCCAAUAAACAGACUUUUAAUGCUUCAGAACAUUUAAAUGUUAAAGGAUUUUGUUCUUUUUAUUGGUGCCUGUACCAUUCGUUACAAGAAAAAGCUUCUUAAAAACAUAGCACUGUUAUUUAUAUCGGUAGGUUCGAUACGUACUUCCGAAAGCUCAUUAGCAAAUUUCAGGAGUUGAACAUAAAGUUGAAUAUUUAAUGUGUGCUGAGAAGGUAAUGUUUUGGGAUUCGCUUUUGAAUCGGUAUUCCAAUUUUACCUUACAGUAAGCUUCACUGAACCUACCGACUUGCUUUUGAUUUAAAUAAAUAUGCAUAGAAUUGUUUUAUUCUUGGUUUAGUUCCUUUAGCUUCACAUUUAAAAAAAAUAUAUCUCUGGAUUAUCUGUUAUCUUGGUGAGUUUGCUAUCAGGAAAGAUAUCUUAGAAAAUAAUUGAGGAAACCCCCUUAGAGAUUUAUCAAAAAGUUAGUAAAGGAUGGUGGAGUUCAUAUAUCCCCUAAAAUUGAAAGAUCACUUGAGAAAAUUUUAUGCAUGUUUCCAGGAUACUCAGUGGUAACAUUUUGUCUAGGCAUUCAGAAUGCAUGAGAAAGAGCUCUGUAUAUUGUACAGUAUUCAUAAUGCUUGAGAGAUUAGAGGCCCAAUCAAGAUUUUAUCUCUCAUGAUGAAUCUCUGUGAGCAUAGAAUCCUUUUUGUAUGCACUUAAAGGCAUGAAAAAUUAUCUGACUCAACAGUCCAGUAAAGAAAAAAACAACAUUGUAUGUCCUUCUAUGUUCAUCAGUUAUUUUGCAUAUUCUGGAGCUUUUUUUUUACUGAUCCAAGCAAAAGUGAAAUCAGAGAACUGAUCCCCCCCCCAAAAAAAAAUACAGCAUUGAACUAAUUGAACUAAUCCACUAUUAUAGUCCAGAUUUAUUUAUAGGGUAAAUUGCAUGUCUCCACAUGAAUUCUAGUCACUUCUUGUCAAUGCAAACAAUGUUUUGUACUGGAUGUCUGAAUAAGAAAUUUGCAUAUGUGAACCAGGGGUGGUUCUUGAUUUACAAAUCCUAAUUUAGAAUAAUGGUAAUUGGAUAAUCAGAUAAGCUAGGAUCAAUAGUUUUAGAUGGUAGAAAUUCUGCAGUAUGUGGAAAAGAGCAAAAAUGUGAAUAUGAAAGGUGCCAACAAACAACUUUCUGUCAAUAACCAGGAUCCUACUUUAUGAUUUUUAUAGACCUGGCUAUUGGUUAACUAUUGUACUAAUAUGAAUAGGCCAAUCCUAAACUUGUAAAGGAAAAAAAGCUUUGGAGGCAGUUAAAUUCAGAGAAGAAAAGUCUUUGGUAAAAAAAAUGUUGAAAAACAGAGUAAUUUUCAGUCCAUUUGUGAUAUCAGACAGUUGAUCAGUUUCUUGCUUUAGACAAAUGUGUACAUGAUUGCAAGCACCUGUGCCUAACUGGUAGUAAGCAAAUGCACUUAUUUAUUUAUUUUAAUUCAAAAGGUAUUCCCAAUUGCUGUCAGUUCUCCACAACAGACUAAAAUGCUACUUUUGCUGUGGAUAACAUCACCUAGAGCAGUAAGGGAGCUGUUUAUUUUGCAUUUUUGAGGAAAAUAUAAUGAAAAGACAUGCAAAGUAUUUAUUAAGGAAAAUUCCUGUCCAGGAUGACCCUGUGUUAAUGACAUGAGUAGAAAUAACACAGAGAAAUAAAUAACUUGCUUUGAAAUUGUGAAACAAAAAUAGAAUCUAAGACCACAGCUUUAGUAAAAGUACUAUCAUUAAUUUUUUAUUUCCUAACUGCAAAAUAUCAAUUCUGUUAGGUGGCUAUCAAUUAAAUUAGGAUAAAAGUGUUGUACAUUAAGAGAAAGAAUAUUGACUCGACAUAAGAUAAUUUCUGUUGUAUUUUGUGCCAGUUUGUCACGUCUACUAAAUGAACCACUAGGAAUCACUAAAAGAUGGUAUUAAAUUUAGGGAAGCCACAAGAAAUCUGGAGAGGUUCCAUUCAGAAAACAAUCAUGAGGACCAUAACCAGCAACAAAAGUUGCAAGUCCUUCAAGUUCCCUCUCUUGCUACACCUUUGUUCUUUUCCUGGGUGCAGGGAGUCCAGGAUAACAUUCUGCUUCCAAAACAUUGCUCAGAUACUAAGGAAAGAUCUUUCCUUGUUCAUGGAGUUUUUCAUCAGUAUGUCUGAAACCAUUAAAUAUAAUGACGACGAUCACAAAACUGUGUUUCUGAAAACAUUAAAUGAGCAACGAUUGGAAGGAGAAUUUUGUGACAUAGCUAUUGUUGUAGAAGAUGUAAAAUUCAGGGCACACAGGUGUGUUCUAGCUGCUUGUAGUACCUAUUUUAAAAAACUUUUCAAAAAACUGGAAGUUGACAGCUCAUCUGUAAUUGAAAUAGAUUUCCUUCGAUCUGAUAUAUUUGAGGAAGUGCUCAAUUAUAUGUACACAGCCAAGAUUUCAGUUAAGAAAGAAGACGUCAAUUUAAUGAUGUCAUCUGGUCAGAUUCUUGGUAUUAGAUUUUUGGAUAAACUUUGUUCUCAAAAACGGGACGUAUCAAGUCCAGAAGACAAUUCACAGUCAAAGAAUAAGUAUUGUCUUAAAAUUAAUAGACCGAUUGGGGAGUCUAAUGAUAACCAAGAUGAUGAGGUUGAAGAAAUUGGCGAUCACGAUGAUAGCCCAUCGGAUAUGACAAUGGAAGGAACUCCUCCUAGUCAAGAGGAUGGUAAAUCGCCAACUGCUACUUUGAGAGUUCAGGAAGCAAUUCUGAAGGAGCUGGGGAGUGAAGAGGUUCGAAAAGUGAACUGCUAUGGUCAAGAAGUAGAGUCUAUAGAGUCUGCUGAAACGAAAGAAUUGGGAUCACAAACUCCUCAGGCUUUAGCAUUUAAUGAUGGCAUAAGUGAAGUUAAAGAUGAACAGACACCAGCAUGGACAACAGCAGCUGGAGACAUGAAAUUUGAGUAUUUGCUUUAUGGUCACAGGGAACAAAUCGCAUGUCCAGCAUGUGGCAAAACAUUUUCUGAUGAAGCACGAUUGAGAAAACAUGAAAAACUCCAUACUGCAGAUAGGCCCUUUGUUUGUGAAAUGUGCACUAAAGGCUUCACUACUCAAGCCCACUUGAAAGAGCAUCUAAAGAUCCAUACAGGCUACAAGCCAUAUAGUUGUGAAGUAUGUGGAAAGUCUUUUAUUCGUGCACCAGACCUAAAAAAGCACGAGAGGGUUCACAGUAAUGAAAGACCAUUUGCAUGUCACAUGUGUGACAAAGCUUUUAAGCAUAAGUCCCACCUGAAAGAUCAUGAAAGAAGACAUAGAGGGGAGAAACCUUUUGUCUGCAGCUCUUGUACUAAAGCAUUUGCCAAAGCAUCUGAUUUAAAGAGACAUGAGAACAAUAUGCACAGUGAAAGGAAGCAAGUAACCACAGCCAGUGCCCUCCAAAGUGAAACUGAACAGUUACAGGCAGCUGCCAUGGCUGCUGAGGCAGAACAGCAACUUGAAACUAUAGCUUGUAGCUAAAAAGAGGAGUGGCCAAAUGCUGAAAAAUGUUCGGACUGAAAAAUUCACUACUGAGUAUUUUAGCGUGAUUUAGAAAGUAGAAAUAUAGUUGCAGUUUGCAGCAAAAAAACCUCUCAUAUCAAGCAUGGAUAAGACCUUAAUCAAGGUAUCCGUCCAGUUGGAUAUAAAUUUUUUAGAAGUCAGACUAGCUGUGUUUUAUUCCUCUCUUUAAAGUGCUGGGUUUCAAUGCAUGCUUUGCCCCAUUGGAAUAAACUCUGCAUGUGGAAUGGAAGAUGUUACACUCCGAUGCUCAGUGAAAUUAAGUCUUAAGUAUUUGGAUUUAAGCUACAUUUGUUUCAUUUAAUCCAGUUGCUUGGCACCUAAAUAUGUUGUUUUAUGAUUUAAGAAGAUCCUAAAUUAGAGAUUGUCAGCAAUGGUGGGAAAUUAUAGGAUAAGUUGCCAAGUCAAAAAUAAAUACUUGUUAGAGAUUCGUUGCACUGCAAGUGCUACGUAGCUGAGUCUCAUGGAUUUCAGCAAAAAGUAGUACCAUGUGAGUAAAACAAGAUUAGAUUAAUUCAAAAUGUGUUGAUUUAUUGGCCUACAAAUUGUGCUGUUAGCAAACAGUUUGAUAAAUUAUGUCUACUAUAACAGGUAUUUUUUAAAAAAAUGGGAAAUUAUGAAUUUUACUGAGUACAAGAAUUAAUUUGUAGGAGGUGACUAUUAAUUUCCAAUAUUCUAAUCAAAAGUAAUGAAAUGUAAUUAGAUUUCAUAUUUUAUUUUGUUGUUGUUUCUCUCCAGUUUAAUCUACUGUCACUAUUGAUAAAAGGUGCAUGAGCAGUAGAAACUAUAGUGGGUUUCCUCCCAUAAAUGGGUGGCAGUGAAGCUGCAUGGAGCUUUUCAUUAACUGAUAUGUUUUAGAUGCAAAAUGGCCAACGUUUUAAGUAGCGUGAAUUUUUUUAUUCCUCCUCUCCCACAGAAAUAGAAAUAGGAGAUAUCAGGCCUGAAAUAACACCAUGAAAUUUAGGCAUCUUCUUAUUAUAAAUUUUAUUUUUAAAAAACACAACAAAUAAUAAAAAUUGAUGCCUCUUCCAGUGUCAUUGCACCAUCUGGUUGCCUCUUGAAGUUCUCCUUAUGAAGGAAAUGACUCUUAAACCACUGCCCAUCUCUAAUUAAACGACGACUACAAAACAUCCUGAUGUUUUUCUUAUCUUUUCUGAUCACUGUACUUUGCAGUCUUAUUAACACAUAUUUCACAUUAAGCUUCAUUAUACUUAUUGAAUUUGCUCAUUGCAAGCAUACAUGCCUUUUUAUUUGAAGGCAUGGAGGAAGUGUAUAUUUGUUAUGAACCAUGGACAAAAGUUUUCAGGAAUAUUGCUUUAACAUCGGGCGCAACCCACUGGGACAUCUUGACUAAAUUGGAAGGAUUUCCUCUUAAGAUUCAUACUCUGCAACCAUUCUGACUCUUCCUUGGCAGCUUUUAGGUUUAGCAAAUCUACUAAGACUUGUUUGAUACCUAUCUAUCUGAUAGUGGCUUUUUGCUUUCUCUGCCCUGACAAAGAAAAGAUUGCUAGCUGAAUUGUCUGCAGUUUCCUUUAAUAAUACUUAAGAUUUUUCCCCCUGUAUUAUAAACAAAAAGGACAAUUGGGAGAAAUGUAGAAUUCAAGUACAAAUCCUUGCUAAUAAGAUUAUAAUACCCCAGGAUUUGGGGAUAUUUAGCAAGAAUUAAAAUUGUCACUAUUGAGGCAGCAUAAUUAUCAAGGGUUCAUAUUCUAGUGCAGAUAGCACAAUGGAGUUAAGGCAGUAAGUGUAAGAAAAAGAUAUAAAGAAGAAGCUAACAUGACCCUGAAAAUAAAUUGAAAGUAAAUUCAUUUCAGUCGCUUCCAAUUAAUGAAUAAAUUGUUAGGACUUAUUUUUGCUGUUCUUGAACACUAGAUAAGAAUUAAUUCUAAUGUUCCUGAUAGUUCGGUGAGUCAGAAAAGUUAAACGUAGGUUUGAAUUCUGGGCAUUGUUCCAAGAGAAAUCAAAGAUUCCAGCUUUGAUUGUAUGGUAUCUUUUUCGGUAUGGAAGUGGAGUCCUGAGCCCCAAAUAAACUUUAAAUAGCAUAGUGUCAAAUGUUGGCAUCUCAGGCCUUUAGUGACUUUUCCAUGAAACUUGGAAAAAUUGGAAUAAUGGAUUUUAGUUUGGAAAAACAGAACAAUAUAGUUAUCACAUUUGAGUGGAAGAAUUUAGAAUUAGACAAUUGAAUGUACUUUUUUUCUAUUGUAUUUGUUGCUCGAAAACUUUGUAUCCCAUUAGUGAACAUAGUUCAGUCCUGUAUGUGUUUACUCAGAUGUCCCACAGAAUUCAACAUAAUUACUCCCACCAUAAUGUUACAGAAUUUCAACAUAAGACGAUUCAAUCAAUUGUGUGGUUUUGGGAUUUAUAUUUAAUUCGAAAGUAUCUUAUAUGAAAGUAAGCCUUACUGACCUAAACCAUGCAGCUUACUAAUGAGUAUGCUUGAACUUGCAGCUUAAUGCCUGUGCUUCAUAAGCAAUUAUCCUGCUUAUCUUCACAAAAUUACAGCUAGCUUUUGGGGACAGAUUCAUAUUCGUUUUUGAUUAUCUUUCAGUGAAUGAAGUUAUCUCGAAGUAUUUAUCCAAGGAAUUAAUAGAAGAUGAUGGGAGCUUUUCCAUAGAAGAAAAUGGUUAGCUGAAAUUUUUAGAAAAUUUCACUUAGCCUACCAAUCUGAAAUUAAUUUACUAGUCUAAUUUAAAAUAAAAUCAAAGUAAUUAUUUCAGUUACAGGUUUUAUUUGUAACAAACUAGAAUGGGUUUUCUAUGAAGCAAAAGGAAAUGUGAUCAU